AUGGCCUUGGAGGCUUCUCCGCUGAGUACUCAUCAACAGCGUAAUCUCUCUGCGGUGACUAUCAAUGCUGGAGGAGCAACAGCUCUUGGUAGCGUCUCCUCCAGCGCCUCAACCGCGUCCCCGCUCAGCAACCACAAUGGCAGCGGCAACGGCAACGGCAACGUCAACGGUAACGGCAACAACAGCAGCAGCGCCAACGGCAACAAUAACAUCAACAUCGGUGGCAGCAGCGCCGGAGUCAACAACAACCCCCUCACCAGCGGCAAUCUCUCGCACACCCUCCCCAGCAGUCACACCAUAGGCCCCAUAGGCAACCACAGUGGCAGCUACUUAACACCACCACCCAGUGUCAGCAUCAGCACCACCGCUUCUUCAACCAGCAACGGCGGUGCACCCACAUCCAGUUCCUAUUACGAAAGUUUGCGUAAUAAUGUAAUUACUUUGCUCGAGCAUGUGCGUCUGCCACCACCCGGCAGCAAUAGCGGCGCAAGCAUGAGCUCGAGUCCGCUAGACGCAGGCAAUGGCGGCAAUAAUGUAAGUAGCACCAGCAUAGGCGGUCAUCCCUCCGAUACCAUUGGCAAUAGUUUGUCUGCAAAUAUUGCUGGCUUACCCGCCACCGCAGAAGUUUUGAGUAAUCAACAAUUGACCAGCGCUUAUGGUGCGCCACAUCCACCACAUCCCACGCUGAUACCACCCAGUCCGCUACCCACCGCAUCCAUUGCGCCAACGAAUGUGGUUAGUGGUGCUGUAUCGAUGUAUGCAGCGCCACCACAUCACUUGACUGGCACACAUCAUGGCAUGCUAGGACCACCACCACCGCCACCACCACCACCACCUCAUGGUGGUUCAAUGCCGCCACAUCAUCCCUAUACGGUGCAUCAUCCAGCUGGAUAUGCGCACCAUGAACCCUUCGACUCAUACAUAUCGAAAUUACAAUCUCUCUGUGUGCCACCCGAUGUUUACGCGCUACCCGACGAUGGCACACGGCCGCUCUACGAUGCGGUCAAACCUAGUCUGCAUCAAGAUUAUACAUUAAUGCCGACACCGAUAUAAGCCUGGGUGAGAAGAGGGAGUGAAUGGGGGGAGAGAGAUUACUGGGUUUAACGCCAACUAAGAGAGAACUAUUGAAAACGAUAGUACUAACUACGCUGUAAAUAUAAAUAAAUAGUAUUUAAGCAGAUAUUUAUAGAGAAGACUCAAAUUCGGACCAUGUCGCAGAACAAAUUUAUGUGAUACUCUCAUUAAAUCCAUGUUGAGAGUGAACAGCAGUUGAAGAAGGAAUAAUUUUGACCGCACACACAAUUAGACACAAUUGUUUUCCCGUAACCCGUUUUAAAGAACUUUAAGAAACAAUUAAGCCACUCUCUCAUUUUUCGAUGACCUUGGUAGCUUCGUCCGAGGCUUCUUCAAUGAGCUCCGUACUCAAUGCUUUAUUUAUGUGACGCAAAUGAUGCAGAAGCACCCCACUACUGAGAAAUGCUACACAGCGUCUAAGUUCCCAAGGAUGGAGCUAGCAACAGGCAUACAUAACUCCGGCGCCGCUCCCGGCUGCUGAGCUCGCGCAGUUGUAAGUGAAAAUAUUAAAAAGACGUAGGGUGACAUGAAUGAAUGAAUCGGCCUUCAAUAUCACGGGGUUUUCUGAAGUCCCCGCAUAUGACAAUAAGAAACAAUCUAUCGGAUGCCGUUUAAGUAAACAUAAGCCAGGUUAUCGCUCAAAGUCAGCGCAAUCUAAAUGCGUGAGAGAGUCAUUGAAAAUUUAACCACUCGAAUACGUGCCGCCGUGAGAAACCAUGGCAUAUAUUUAAACGAUGUAGUAUAUUCCGCCCGCAAUGGUAUGCUAUACUUGGCUCUUUCGUUUCGCUAGUUGUUCUUUCCGACAGGGUUGGUGUAUAAUGUGUUUUGGAACGAUCUAAAAUAGCACUGAAGAUGGCAAAACGCCGAAAUCUCUUUGGAAAGCCCCAUACUUUCACACGGAGACAAAAAUUGUAAUUGUGAGUGCCCUGUUCAAGUGAAUUUCAGGAGGAGACUUGGCCUCAUACAUACAAAAAUGGUUUCGUUAGCACCCCACACACAGCUUGAUUUAAAGAGAACUUUUUCGAGAGGGUUAUAACUAAAUUCGACAUAAAUCGUGCAUAAGGCCCAAAUAUUCCCUGAUAGGAAUCCGUGAAAGUCGCGAUUAUUGACCACUUAUCCAUCGAAAGUAGUCAAGUUUCGACAAUAAAUAGAUCAAAUACAAAAAUAUAUGACUGAAAAAAUAUCGGAAAUUUUUCGUGAGCAGCCACUAGCCAUAUCUGCAUUUAUAUCUGUCACGACCAAGACUUAUUCCGCAGGGGAAGCUUUUCGUAGCUUUCUGUAGUUUUUAUAUGAGCGUGCACCUGGUAAAAGCUCUCUCUGGUCAUGUUUGAGGUAUAAUCAUAUAUAUGUACAUUUGUAAAGUUCGAAGCGCAAAUUAACAACAAACAAUAAUUUUUUGUAAAUCAUAAAGAGCUUUUGAACGGUGGACGCCCACACAAAAUGUAUAGAAAGCUUAAAAAAGCUUUGCACACGGACAAGGAGAUGUCUUUCACAGAUUAAGAUGCAUAAUUUCUGCUUCAAGCUUCAUCGAAAGUUUAUUUAUAAAUGGUGUAAGCUAGUUUAAUGCAAAGCAAAUUUCAGUGAAAGCUUUCCGUUUCAGAGUCAGUAAGAAUAGCGAUAGCAAGCUCUCAGGCCGUGCGUGUCUAUCAAACAAAUUAUAGAAAGCUUAAAAAAGCGCUGCACGCGAGUAUGGCGAUGCCCAUCACCGGAGCUUAGCAUAAGCUAAUAGUCUAAUAUUAAUGUAUAUAUGUACAUUUACGUAUAUAGUAUGUAUAGUAGAGUGGUCCUUAAAAUGUACACAUGAGUAUAUAGUUAUAUGUUUAGUAGGGUGGUCCCAAAAUAUCACCAUCAUGUAGCAUCUCUUUAUUUUGUUCCACGUACAAAAUAAAGGCAUACACGAAAAUUU
This is a messenger RNA of Rhagoletis zephyria (snowberry fruit fly), 2980 nucleotides long. RefSeq lists its product as uncharacterized. The record is from RefSeq and is a predicted model, not a curated record. NCBI's taxonomy places the organism in Eukaryota, Metazoa, Arthropoda, Insecta, Diptera, Tephritidae.